GAACUGUUGCCCAGCGGUCUGCACUGGAUGUCUCAAGUAAUUCCUAUGACCCAUCCCACAAAAUCACCCGUCAUAUUAUACUGGUGCGACCCCUUGGACUGUCUCUCAAGCCUACUAAACCAUCCUAUGUUUCGCAAAGAGUCAGACUUUACACCUCGCAGGGUGUAUACCACUGUGCAGCAGCCGUAUCGUGUGUACUCUGAGUGGAUGACAGGCAAUGAUGCUUGGAAGAUGCAGUCCAAUCUACCAAGUGGUGUGACCCUGCUAGGCACUAUUUUGUCAUCGGAUAAGACCAAUAUAUCCAUGAUGACAGGCAACAGAGUUGCCCACCCACUCCUCAUCAGUCUUGCAAACAUACGCAUGUCUACUUGA
Molecule: messenger RNA, 372 nt
Organism: Suillus bovinus
Lineage: Eukaryota; Fungi; Basidiomycota; Agaricomycetes; Boletales; Suillaceae
Exons: 2
Source: RefSeq, a predicted model, not a curated record